Messenger RNA from Chilo suppressalis (striped riceborer), 898 nucleotides. Lineage: Eukaryota; Metazoa; Arthropoda; Insecta; Lepidoptera; Crambidae. The record is from the annotation of a GenBank genome assembly.
CCCGUUCCCGCCGCAACGAGAUUGCUUGUUUAUUUCGCAUGAUUUGAUACUUAAGUUUAUAUUAACUUGUUGUUUGUUUACCAAUUACAAAAAUCAAUAAAUCUCUAACAUUUAGUUGUUCUUUUAACAUAAUGGGGAAAAAGUCUGCUGCUUCAACUAGCAAAAGCAAAGAAAAACGCCAAGCAAGGAAAUUGGAACAACGGCGUAUAGCUGAUGGCAUGACCUAUGUGACAUUGGCUAACAAACUUACAGACUUAGCUACAUACUGCAAGGAGUUACUCAUAUAUCGGAACAAAGAACUUGAAGUGGAUAUGUAUAUACAAAAAGUUACAGAUCUUGACAAAAACAUAUUACAAUGGGCCAUUGAUUUGACUGAAAGGAACAUGAAAAAAUUAUAUGAAACUUGUGCUUGGGGUUGGAAUAAAGAAAAAAAAGUAGAAGAGAUGACAGAUGAUAAUGCCUUUUAUUUAAUUGCCAAAGCCAAGAAUGGUUCACCGCUGGCAUUCUCUCACUUCAGAUUUGAUUUAGAUUUUGGAGAACCUGUCUUAUACUGUUACGAAGUGCAAGUAGAGGCGGAGGGUAGGAGACGCGGGCUCGGGCAGCGCGUGCUCAAGAUCCUGGAGAGGCUGGCGCACGGCACCCGCAUGCGAUACGUGCGCCUCACUGCGCUCACGCACAACCCCGCCGCUGCCGCCUUCUUCAGGGCAUGCGGGUACAAUUUGGAUGAAACGAGUCCUCCCAAGGAAGAAGCCGCCCACUACGAGAUCUUGAGCAAGGCGACCGGCGAUCAAGCGGCCGACGAUGCACAAAGCUGUGAUCUCAGCGAUGGCAUACAAGCAGUACACGUGGAGGCACAAUUAUAGCGUUAAAUACCCAUAUUGGGUCAGAAAGGGUCGAC